Populus nigra (black poplar) is the source of this 6731-nucleotide messenger RNA. RefSeq names its product cell morphogenesis protein PAG1. NCBI's taxonomy places the organism in Eukaryota, Viridiplantae, Streptophyta, Magnoliopsida, Malpighiales, Salicaceae. Bases 170 to 6595 code for a protein of 2141 amino acids. The record is from RefSeq and is a predicted model, not a curated record. Gene Ontology annotation, cellular component: cell cortex; site of polarized growth. Gene Ontology annotation, biological process: cell morphogenesis. The transcript has 19 exons.
AUUAAUCAACAAAAAAAACAAGAAAGAAAAAGAAAAAACUGCCCCCCUUCCCCCCCCUUCCCCACUCAGAUCAUCUCACACUCAAGAAACUAAACAUAACCAAUGCCUCCAAAUCCCUAAUCCCUAAUUUCCUCUCUUCAGGAGUUCAUAAAUUAUUAUUAUUAAAAAGAUGAAAGCAGGAGGCACCGGCGCCGGUGCUGCGAAGCAGAUUGUGGAUUCGCUGCUUCAGCGGUUUCUCCCUCUCGCACGACGCCGUAUCGAAACCGCUCAAGCUCAGAAUAUGGUCAUUGAUAACUCAUGGAUGCUGGUUUUGGAUUCUUUGGCUAUGAUUGCACGCCAUACUCCCGUUCCUCUUCUCGAAGCUCUUCUUAAAUGGAGAGAGAGUGAAUCUCCAAAGGGUGCAAAUGAUGCGUCUACAUUCCAAAGAAAGCUUGCAGUGGAGUGCAUUUUUUGUUCAGCAUGUAUCCGUUUUGUGGAAUGCUGCCCACAGGAGGGACUCACUGAGAAGCUGUGGUCUGGGCUUGAAAAUUUUGUUUUUGACUGGCUGAUUAAUGCUGACAGGGUUGUUAGCCAGGUUGAAUAUCCCUCAUUGGUUGAUUCGCGAGGGCUUCUUCUGGACUUAGUUGCUCAGCUCUUAGGUGCCUUAUCUCGUAUCAGGUUUAGUUCUGUAACUGAACGCUUUUUCAUGGAACUAAAUACACGUCGAAUUGACACUAGUGUUGCCCGUAGUGAAACACUCAGCAUCAUUAAUGGGAUGCGUUACCUGAAGCUUGGGGUCAAGACUGAAGGGGGACUGAAUGCAUCGGCUUCCUUUGUGGCGAAAGCAAAUCCUCUUAGCCGUUUUCCUCCUAAACGCAAAAGUGAGCUUCACCAUGCACUGUGUAAUAUGCUUUCAAACAUUUUGGCUCCACUAGCAGAUUGUGGAAAGGGCCAAUGGCCCCCAACAGGUGUGGAAAAUGCACUUACUUUGUGGUAUGAAGCUGUUGGACGAAUAAGAGGGGUGCUUAUCCCUUGGAUGGACAGACAAAGCAAACAUAUAGCUGUUGGGUACCCUCUGGUGACUCUUCUUCUCUGUCUUGGUGAUCCUCAAGUAUUCCACAAUAACUUGAGCCCUCACAUGGAGCAACUCUAUAAGCUUUUAAGAGACAAGAACCACCGAUUCAUGUCCUUGGACUGCCUUCAUCGAGUUUUGAGGUUCUACUUAAGUGUUCAUGCAGCUAGCCAGGCCCUAAACCGUAUAUGGGACUACUUAGACAGUGUGACUUCUCAACUCUUAACAGUUCUGAAGAAAGGAAUGCUUACUCAGGAUGUCCAACAUGACAAACUUGUUGAAUUUUGUGUAACUAUUGCUGAACAUAACCUUGAUUUUGCCAUGAACCAUAUGAUAUUAGAAUUGCUGAAGCAAGACAGUCUAAGUGAAGCAAAAGUGAUUGGUCUCCGUGCUCUGCUUGCCAUAGUUAUGUCACCUUCAAGCGAGCACAUCGGCUUAGAAAUAUUUAAAGGGCAUGAUAUCGGCCAUUACAUUCCAAAAGUGAAGGCUGCAAUCGAAUCAAUUUUGAGAUCUUGUCACAGGAUCUACAGUCAGGCGCUUUUGACUUCCUCAAAGACCACACUUGAUGCUGUAACCAAGGAAAAGUCUCAAGUAUAUCUUUUCCGGUCAGUCCUGAAGUGUAUACCAUACCUGAUAGAGGAAGUUGGCAGAAGUGAUAGAAUUACUGAAAUAAUUCCACAACAUGGAAUAAGCAUUGAUCCUGGUGUUCGCGAGGAAGCAGUGCAAGUAUUGAACCGCAUUGUUAGCUAUCUUCCACAUCGUAGAUUUGCAGUUAUGAGAGGGAUGGCCAACUUUAUCCUUCGGCUUCCCGAUGAAUUCCCUCUUCUCAUCCAAACAUCAUUGGGGCGCCUGCUGGAACUAAUGCGCUUUUGGAGAAGUUGUUUGAACAAUGAUCUAGAAUUCCAGGCUGAUGAUGCAAAGCGUGGAGUGCAGCGAAAUGAUGGAUUUAAGAAGUCUUCUUUCCAACAAUCUGAAGUGAUAGAGUUUCGUGCAUCGGAGAUUGAUGCAGUUGGUCUAAUCUUCCUUAGUUCUGUGGACAGCCAGAUUAGGCAUACAGCAUUGGAGUUAUUGCGUUGUGUACGUGCUUUAAGGAAUGAUAUACGAGACCGUACAUUACGUGAGCAACUGGACCAUAAUUUAAGAAAUGAAGUGGAACCAAUAUUUGUGAUUGAUGUCCUUGAAGAACAUGGGGAUGACAUUGUUCAGAGCUGUUAUUGGGACACUGGGCGCCCAUUUGAUAUGAGACGAGAAUCCGAUGCAAUUCCUCCUGAAGUGACACUUCAAUCGAUCAUAUUUGAGACUCCUGAUAAGAAUAGGUGGGCUAGGUGUCUUAGUGAACUCGUCAAAUAUGCUGCUGAUCUAUGCCCAAGCUCUGUUCAGGAUGCAAAGGUGGAGGUCAUCCAACGCCUUGCUCACAUUACUCCCAUUGAGUUAGGUGGGAAGGCUCAUCAGUCACAAGAUGCAGAUAACAAACUGGAUCAAUGGCUCAUGUAUGCAAUGUUUGCAUGUUCAUGUCCACCAGAUAGUAGAGAAUCUGGUGGCUUAACAGCUACCAAAGAUCUCUACCAUCUUAUUUUCCUCUCUCUAAAAUCUGGAUCUGAAACAAACAUACAUGCAGCAACCAUGGCUCUUGGCCACUCACAUCUGGAAGCUUGUGAAAUAAUGUUUAGUGAGCUUUCAUCAUUUAUUGAUGAGAUAUCUUUGGAAACUGAGGGAAAACCUAAAUGGAAGGUACAAAGUCAAAAACCUCGCCGUGAGGAACUGCGCAUUCACAUUGCGAAUAUAUACCGAACUGUUGCUGAGAAUAUCUGGCCUGGCACACUGGGGCAUAAACGACUUUUCCGUCUCCAUUAUCUCAGGUUCAUUGAUGAAACAACAAGGCAGAUCUUAUCAGCACCCCCUGAGAGCUUCCAAGAAAUGCAACCUCUCCGCUAUGCACUUGCUUCCGUUCUGAGAUCCCUUGCACCUGAAUUUGUUGAGGCAAGGUCCGAGAAGUUCGAUCUCCGAACUAGAAAACGACUCUUUGAUCUUCUCCUCUCUUGGAGUGAUGACACUGGCAGCACAUGGGGGCAGGAUGGAGUUAGUGAUUACCGACGUGAAGUUGAGCGCUAUAAGGCCUCGCAGCAUAGCCGUUCAAAAGAUUCAAUAGACAAAAUUUCAUUUGAUAAAGAACUGAAUGAACAAAUUGAGGCAAUCCAGUGGGCUUCCAUGAAUGCAAUGGCUUCACUUUUACAUGGGCCUUGCUUUGAUGACAAUGCAAGAAAAAUGAGUGGUCGGGUGAUAUCUUGGAUCAAUAGUUUGUUCAAUGAUCCUGCUCCUAGGGCUCCAUUUGGUUACUCUCCAUCAACCCCAUCUUAUUCCAAGUAUGUAGAAAGUGGGCGUGGAGCUGCUGGUCGUGAUAGACAAAGGGGUAGUCACCAUCGUGUCUCUUUAGCAAAAUUGGCUUUAAAGAACCUUCUCCUCACAAACUUGGACCUUUUUCCCGCUUGCAUUGAUCAGUGCUACUACUCUGAUGCUGCUAUAGCCGAUGGUUACUUCAGUGUGCUUGCUGAGGUCUACAUGUGCCAAGAGAUACCAAAAUGUGAAAUACAGAGGCUCUUGAGCCUUAUCCUCUAUAAAGUCGUUGACCCAAAUAGACAGAUCCGUGAUGAUGCCCUUCAAAUGCUAGAGACACUUUCUGUCCGCGAGUGGGCUGGGGAUGGCAUUGAGGGUUCAGGAAGCUAUCGAGCUGCUGUUGUUGGUAACCUCCCCGAUUCCUACCAACAAUUCCAGUAUAAGCUCUCUUGCAAACUUGCCAAAGAUCAUCCUGAAUUAAGCCAGCUUCUCUGUGAGGAGAUCAUGCAGAGGCAACUUGAUGCUGUUGAUAUAAUAGCACAACAUCAAGUCUUAACCUGCAUGGCUCCAUGGAUUGAGAACCUCAAUUUCUGGAAACUCAAGGACUCAGGUUGGAGUGAAAGAUUAUUGAAGAGCCUCUACUAUGUGACCUGGCGACAUGGGGAUCAGUUCCCUGAUGAAAUUGAAAAACUAUGGAGCACAAUUGCUAGCAAGCCCAGGAAUAUUAGUCCAGUUUUAGAUUUCUUAAUAACAAAAGGGAUUGAAGAUUGUGAUUCAAAUGCAUCUGCUGAAAUAAGCGGUGCAUUUGCCACAUAUUUCUCUGUUGCAAAGCGGGUGAGUCUAUAUUUAGCACGAAUAUGUCCACAGCGCACAAUUGAUCACCUGGUUUAUCAAUUGGCUCAGCGGAUGUUAGAAGAUAGCGUUGAACCAGUUGUGCCAAGUGCAAGUAAGGGUGAGGCAAAUGGAAAUUUUGUGUUGGAAUUCUCUCAGGGGCCUGCAGCAGCCCAAAUUUCAACUGUUGUGGACACCCAGCCACAUAUGUCACCAUUACUCGUUCGGGGUUCACUUGAUGGUCCCCUCAGGAAUACUAGUGGAAGUCUGAGCUGGCGAACAGCUGGUGUGACGGGACGAAGUGUCUCAGGCCCUCUAAGUCCAAUGCCUCCUGAGUUGAACGUUGUUCCUGUAACCGCAGGAAGGUCAGGCCAGCUUCUUCCAGCUUUGGUGAACAUGUCAGGUCCUUUAAUGGGAGUUAGAAGUUCAACAGGAAGUUUGCGAAGUCGGCAUGUUUCUCGGGAUAGUGGGGAUUACCUCAUUGACACUCCAAACUCUGGUGAAGAUGGGUUGCAUCCUGGAGUUGGUAUGCAUGGUGUCAGUGCCAAAGAGCUCCAGUCGGCCUUGCAAGGGCAUCAACAACAUUCACUCACUCAUGCAGAUAUAGCGUUGAUUCUACUGGCAGAAAUUGCAUACGAGAAUGAUGAAGAUUUUCGCGAACAUUUGCCUCUUCUUUUUCAUGUCACAUUUGUUUCAAUGGAUAGCUCAGAAGAUAUUGUGCUAGAGCACUGCCAGAAUUUGCUUGUUAAUCUCCUAUACUCACUUGCAGGCCGACACUUGGAAUUGUAUGAGGUGGAAAACAAUGACGGAGAGAACAAACAGCAGGUUGUGAGCCUAAUCAAGUAUGUCCAGUCAAAGCGUGGGAGCAUGAUGUGGGAAAAUGAGGAUCCCACUGUUGUGAGAUCUGAACUUCCAAGUGCAGCGCUCCUGUCUGCGCUAGUUCAGAGUAUGGUUGAUGCAAUCUUCUUCCAAGGAGAUCUCCGUGAGACUUGGGGUGCUGAGGCACUCAAAUGGGCCAUGGAGUGCACAGCAAGACACCUUGCAUGUCGCUCACACCAGAUAUAUCGUGCAUUGCGGCCUAGUGUCACAAGUGACACAUGUGUAUUACUACUUAAAUGCCUCCAUAGGUGCCUAGGAAACCCAGCACCCCCGGUUUUGGGAUUCAUCAUGGAAAUUCUGUUGACACUGCAAGUAAUGGUGGAAAAUAUGGAGCCAGAAAAGGUGAUACUUUACCCCCAACUCUUUUGGGGUUGUGUGGCCAUGAUGCACACAGAUUUUGUUCAUGUGUACUGCCAGGUGCUUGAGCUCUGCUCGCGCGUAAUUGAUCGUUUAUCAUUCGAGGACCAAACAACAGAAAAUGUGCUGCUUUCAAGCAUGCCUCGUGAUGAGCUUGACACUGGUGGUGACAUUGGGGAUUUUCAAAGAAUUGAAUCGCUGGCAUCACCCAGUGGGAAUUUGCCAGCAUUUGAAGGGUUGCAGCCGCUUGUGCUUAAAGGGCUCAUGUCUACUGUCAGUCAUGGCGUCUCCAUUGAGGUCCUGUCACGGAUCACAGUGCAUUCAUGUGACUCAAUAUUUGGGGAUGGAGAGACAAGGCUCCUCAUGCACAUCACAGGCUUACUUCCCUGGCUCUGCUUGCAGCUCAGCAAGGAUACAGUGACAGUGCCUGCUUUGCCACUCCAACAGCAAUGGCAGAAGGCUUGCUCUGUUGCUAACAACAUUGCGCACUGGUGUCGAGCAAAAUCAUUGGAUGGAUUAGCCACUGUUUUUGUGAUUUAUGCCCAUGGAGAGAUCAAAAGCAUCGAUACCCUUCUCGCUUGUGUCUCCCCUCUAAUGUGCAAUGAGUGGUUUCCAAAACAUUCUGCCCUGGCUUUUGGACACUUGCUUCAGCUACUUGAAAAAGGGCCAGUUGAGUAUCAGCGUGUGAUACUGCUAACGCUCAAGUCAUUGCUCCAGCACACUCCCAUGGAUGCUUCUCAAAGUCCACGUAUGUAUGCAAUUGUGUCCCAGCUGGUGGAGAGCUCUCUGUGUUUCGAGGCACUGAGUGUACUGGAAGCCCUUUUGCAGAGCUGCAGUUCAUUGACAGGUUCCCACCCUCCUGAGCCAGGGUCAUAUGACAACGGAGCUGAUGAAAAGCUGUUAGCUCCUCAGACCUCUUUCAAGGCUCGGAGCGGGCCCUUGCAAUAUGCUAUGGGUUCAGGAUUUGGUACGGGUCACAUGCCAGCAGCACAAGGGGGGGCUGAAUCAGGGAUUCCAUCUAGAGAGGUGGCGUUGCAGAACACGCGCCUUAUCCUUGGGCGAGUACUUGACAACUGUGCUUUAGUGAGGAAAAGGGAUUUUAGGAGGCUAGUGCCUUUUGUAACAAAUAUUGGAAACCCAUAGUGGUGCUUACAAUUAUUAAUUACAAAUGUAAAUUAGGGCUUCUCCACGAGCGAAAAACUUUGGACUGGUUUGUAAAUGGUCAUCAUGUAUUAGUUAUAAAUAGUUAAUCAUAAAUUAGUGAUGAUAGUUAGUGUUA